Messenger RNA from Leguminivora glycinivorella, 1604 nucleotides. RefSeq lists its product as uncharacterized. Bases 152 to 745 code for a protein of 197 amino acids. The record is from RefSeq and is a predicted model, not a curated record. NCBI's taxonomy places the organism in Eukaryota, Metazoa, Arthropoda, Insecta, Lepidoptera, Tortricidae. The transcript has 2 exons.
UAUAUCGUAAUUGGAGUAGGCUGUUGACAAAAUAUUCUAUUUAUUUAAAAGCAUGGCUAAUGCUUUAAUGUUUCCAAGUUCCAGAGAAUGGGGGAUGCAGCUGACAAUGACCGCAAUGGAGGCAAUCGCAGACUAUUGACUCCAUUGCGGCAUGAGCACAAUGAGGCGCGAGACCGACGCUCCCGAAGCCGAACGCGCUCGGACAGGCGCAGUCGCGCGAGCAGGCGCAGCCGCAGUUCUUGUCGCCGUCGCUUACAAGAUCGGGAGCGAGAACUGGACAUCGAACGCGAACGAGUACGCCGGUUGGAACGAGACUUGCUACAAGAGCGUGAUGAAGAUCAGAGGAGACGUAGCGGACACAUCAGCCGGCGCUCAAGCUUCGGGAGAAGCUUACAGAGCCAGCCUUGCAGCCACGAGCCAGCCGAGCGCCGUAGCCGACUUCCUAGCAGCGGCAGGGUCGAGCGGCGCAGAAACGAGCGUCCGAGUCGCGUCAGCGAGCCCAGCCGCGAUCGGCGCAUGCCUCAGCAACCGGAGGCGUACCGACAGCGGGACCGUCACCCGAGCAGGGAGCGUCGAGAGACAAGGUCAAGGGCGAGAACUGAAUGGUUUGCUCCUUGACAAUAAAAAUGCGAGAAUUGAUUGGUUCCCUAAAUUGAUAUGGCCAGAGGGUACCUUGAGAAUUGAUUGGUUCAAGGAGUACCUGAUGGUACCUAGUACCUCGAGAAUUGAUUGGUUCGAGGUUUAGUUUAAGUCCCUCGAGAAUUGAUUGGUUCGAGGUUUAGUUUUAGUCCCUCGAGAAUUGAUUGGUUCGAGGUUUAGUUUAAGUCCCUCGAGAAUUGAUUGGUUCGAGGUUUAGUUUUAGUCCCUCGAGAAUUGAUUGGUUCGAGGUUUAGUUUUAGUCCCUCGAGAAUUGAUUGGUUCGAGGUUUAGUUUUAGUCCCUCGAGAAUUGAUUGGUUCGAGGUUUAGUUUUAGUCCCUCGAGAAUUGAUUGGUUCAGUUUUAGUCCUUCAAGAAUUGAUUGAGUCUAGGAUUAAUUUCAGUCCCUCGAGAUUUUAAAUGAUCUUAGUUUAAUUUCAUGCAAAAGGAGUUCGAAAAUAAAGUGUUUAAAUUUGUUAAAAUAUUCUGAAUCAAGAUUUUAAUUGAAGUUUUUCGGAGUAAGUUCGUGGUUUAAUAAAACAUGUCAAGGUUAAAUGCAUCGAUUACUUUGAACUUGGUUGUCACUUGUCAGAGAAGAAAUUGUUAAUAUAUUUUAAAUUUUGUCAAUCUCUUUGUUUGUAAAAGGACACCAGAAUAUUAGAUUGUGUAUAUCAUUCUGUAAAUGUGCCGAAUCGAUGCUAUAAAAUAUUGUUUUGUAACACUGAACUAACUGACCGAAUGUAAGGUUCCACCAGGUGCGUGUAUGGGGACAUACACGAUGCCAGGAUGGUCGAAUGUAAGGUUUCAUUCAUUUUAACGUUACAUUUAUUACUAUUUUUAUAGAUUGAAGCAUUUUUACUGCGGGCAAUACUGAUGAUAUUUUUAUUGAAGGUAGUUUGAGAUAUUUAAGAAAAAAAUAUAUAAAGCGGGUAGAAGGUGGUCAGUUGGUUCGGGGCAAGAUAGGUGUG